CGUUAACUGCUGUCUGCUGCAACUGAAUCUCGCUACGAACUGCAACAAUAAUUUCUUUUCGAAUGUGGCGCACCUGAUGAGGCUAGCGGUUGAUACGGCUUCUGCCGACUCUGUAUAGUGACAUUUACGAAAGUGUUAGCGCAUUUUGAAGGAUUACUCGAACUUGCAGACAUGGGAACGAAACAGAUAACCAGGGAAGAUGUCGCGAAGUUUUUGGAGAACGAUUACCAGUUCGCCGAGGAAUAUUUCUCGACGUCAGCUACAGCAAGCAUGGUAGAAAAAUGGGUAGCUAAACACCCGGGUCACAAAGACGCGCAGUCGUUUGCAGACUCCGACUCAAUCGGAGAGACGGAGAAAGGGGCCGCAAUUUUGAAACACUUUCGGAAAUCGAUGUCAGGAGCCGGGGGCUCGUUGAAGAGUCUGAUAAGCGGUAGUCCAAAGCCAAAGACGUUACGCAGAAGUCGUACCGUGUUGAAAGAAAUGAAUGAAAAGGAACUGUUCAUGGAACUGAUUCGUGACAUUUCUAAUGAAUUAGAUAUUAACUCAUUAAGCCACAAAAUUCUGCUUAACGUCAGCGUUUUGACAAACGGUGAUCGGUGCAGUUUGUUUUUGGUAAGAGGCUCCAAGGAAAAUCGCCAGCUUGUUUCGAAGCUGUUUGAUGUCAAUGAGAAUUCAACACUGGAAGAUUCUAUACACUCAGAAGCUAAAGAAAUACGCUUGCCGUUUGGUAAAGGAAUCGUCGGACAUGUUGCGCUCACUAAGGAAACGGUUAACAUCAAAAAUGCUUACGAGGAUCCAAGGUUCAACAGAGAGAUUGACUUGAAAACCGGUUACAAAACGCACAGUAUAUUAUGUAUGCCAAUAUGUAGUCAUGAAGGCGAGGUUAUUGGUGUUGCUCAAAUCAUCAACAAAAUCAGUGGAGAUCAUGAGUUUACUGCCAAAGAUCAAGAGGUGUUCCAGAAUUAUUUGACAUUUUGUGGUAUUGGUCUGAUGAACGCUCAGUUAUUUGAAAUGUCUGUCUUGGAGUACAAGAGAAACCAGAUGCUGCUUAAUCUAGCCCGUGGCAUCUUUGAAGAACAAUCAUCCUUACACAAAGUAGUACACAAAAUAAUGUUGGAGGCAAUAGCUUUAUUGAAAUGUGAACGUGUCUUGGUGUUUAUUCUAGAAGAACACGAAGAAGGGGGCAUGUGCAAUCCCCUUUUAAAACAGCCAGCUAGUUUACAUCAGAACAGUAAAAUCAAGAUGUUGAGACAUGAGGAGGAGGUGGAGUUUGCGAUGGCGUUUGAUUUACUUGCCAAAAACAAGAACACGGAAGUUAAGGAACCAAGCAAAGAUACCAUGGCUUGGACAACUGAGAACGGUAUUGCCAAACACGUAGCAACGACAGGAGAGACAUUGAAUAUUGAAGAUGCAGAGAACGAUAAGAGAUUUCCUGUCGGUAUUGAUCCGGGAACCGAUUUCAAACCUCGCACAUUACUAUGCAUGCCAAUUUACAACAGUGAGCAUAAAAUCAUUGGAGUAACUCAGCUACUGAAUAAAACCAAUGAACAACCCUUCAAUGAGCAAGACAUCAAUAUCUUUGAGGCAUUUGCAAUCUUUUGCGGUCUUGGUAUGCAUAAUACCCAGAUGUAUGAGAAUGCUUGUCAAUUAAUGGCGAAACAAACCGUGGCAUUGGAAGUGCUCUCAUACCAUGCAACUGCUCAGCCAGAGGAAACCCACAGACUUAAGACUGCAGUAAUUCCAUCUGCUGAUCAGUUACAACUGUUCACCUUUAAUUUUGAUGAUCUGCAACUGAAUGAAGAUGAGACAUUAACUGCCUCUAUAAGGAUGUUUCAAGAGUGUGAUCUGAUCAAUUUGUUCCAUGUGCCUUACGAUGUGAUCUGUCGCUGGCUUUUGAGUGUAAAGAAGAAUUAUCGUCCUGUGACUUAUCAUAAUUGGAGACAUGCUUUCAAUGUGGCACAGACGAUGUUUGCGAUGAUUAAGAGUGGAGGUAUGGAGGGAGUGGUUGGUGAUUUGGAAGUGUUUGCACUGCUUGUAGCAUGCCUGUGUCAUGACUUAGAUCACAGAGGAACCAACAAUGCAUUCCAACAGAAGGCUGACUCUCCAUUGGCAAUACUUUAUGGAACAUCCACCAUGGAGCAUCAUCAUUUCGAUCAUUGCAUCAUGAUAUUAAAUAGUGAGGGUAACAACAUAUUUGCCUCUCUUUCCCAUGAAGACUAUCGAAGAGCUAUUAAAAUACUAGAAAGUGCAAUUUUAUCUACAGAUUUGGCACUUUACUUUCGAAAACGUGGACAGUUUAGCAGUUUGGUGGAAAAGGGUGACUGUAAGUGGGACGAUGAUGAAAAGAAAGAUCUACUGAGGGGAAUGAUGAUGACUGCAUGUGACGUUUCUGCCAUCACCAAACCAUGGGAAAUUCAACAUCGGGUUGCUGAAAUGGUUGCUAGUGAAUUCUUUGAACAAGGUGAUCUAGAAAAAACUCAACUCGGUCAACAACCAAUAGCAAUGAUGGACCGUGAAAAGAAGGAUGAACUUCCCAAGAUGCAAGUAGGCUUCAUUGAUGCAAUCUGUACGCCAGUUUAUAAGAUGUUUGCAGAUGUGUGGCCAGGGCUGAUGCCACUCUAUGACGGUGUUAAAACAAACAGAAAUAACUGGCAGGCCUUGGCGGAUGAUCAUGAGCUUGAGGACAGCGAGGAAAUAAAAGAAGUCAAAAAGUCUGAAGACACGAAGGAGAAGCUGAAAGAUGAUAUCAAGCAAAAUGAAGUGAUCACACCGAGGAAGAAAUCGGAGACGUUAGACGAUGGUGUGAAUGUGGGGAAGCGCAACAACAAGAACAAAAAAGAAUCACUCAGCUUGGAGCGAAGGUCCAGUAUUGUAAAUAACCAAGAAAAAGAAUCACUUGACUCAAAACAAAAAAGUAGUUUAUGUGUAGUACUCUGA
This is a messenger RNA of Saccoglossus kowalevskii, 2937 nucleotides long. RefSeq names its product cGMP-specific 3',5'-cyclic phosphodiesterase-like. Gene Ontology annotation, biological process: signal transduction. The record is from RefSeq and is a predicted model, not a curated record. NCBI's taxonomy places the organism in Eukaryota, Metazoa, Hemichordata, Enteropneusta, Harrimaniidae. Gene Ontology annotation, molecular function: protein binding; 3',5'-cyclic-nucleotide phosphodiesterase activity.